GUGGCCAUGCAAAUGAGGCCUCUAUGGCGGGUCUGGGGCCUGACUGGGGGCGUGGCCAUGCAAAUGAGGCCUCUAUGGCGGGUCUGGGCCCUGACUGGGGGCGGGGCCAUGCAAAUGAGGCCCCCACCCGCGGUUUCCGGGCCCUGCGAACAGGCCCGGCUCAUUUGCAUACGCCCGCCCCCCCUACAGGCGACUUCUCGGACACCGACCUGCAGGACAGGACCCCGGGCCGAGGCCGAGGCGACGGACCCCGCGGCGGCGGCAGCGGCGACGAGGAGCCGCAGCCGGAAGGCUCCCCGCAGGGCCUCGUCCCGGGCCUCGUGGCCGCCGCCGUGGCCGCCCUGGCCGGCGCCGUGUCCAGCUUCGUGGCCUACCAGAAGAAGAAGUUCUGCUUCCGGGAGGCGGGCCCCGCCCCCGUGUAGGGACGCCUCCUGACCGCCCGCGCCCGUGACGUCAGAGGAACUCCACCACCGACCCUGGGGUCACCGCGGACAUCCCCCGGCCCCGCCUCGGCCACGCCCACCCGCCGGGGUGACGUCGGAGUCGGCCCCGCCCCAUCCCCGGCCCCGCCCUCUGCCCUCGGCCCCACUUCCGGUCUGCGGGGUGUGGCGACUGGGCCCCGCCCCCUCGCUGUAAGCCCCAGGCGUCAGUCACGGCUUCGGGGGAGGGGCUUCCGCCCCCGCAAUGCCACUUCCGGUCCCGGAGUCCAGGCCCCGCCCCGCUUGCAAUCCUUAUUGCGCCCCAAGUGUCAAUCACGGCCUCGGGGGCGGAAGUUACAGCCCCAUAACGCCACUUCCGGUCCCAGGUCUGGGGCCAUAACACAGUAGCUGUCAAUCAUCCCCUCGGGGGCGGAACUUCCGGUCCCCUGAGUGGUGUAGAUUUCGCCCCAGGGUCAAUCAUCCCCUCGGGGGCGGUGCUUCCCUCCACGCAUGCCACUUCCGGUCCCGGAGUCCCCUUAACUCGCCCCAAGUGUCAAUCACCGCUUUGGGGCGGGACUUCCGCCAACAGAGCGCCACUUCCGGUCCCCCGUCUGGGGCCAUAAGACAGUAGCUGUCAAUCAUCCCCUCGGGGGCGGGACUUCCGCCCACACGGUGCCACUUCCGGUCCCCUCUGCUGAACAUACUACAGCCCAAGGGGUCAAUCACCGCCUCGGGGGUGGGGCUUCCCUCCCCGCAAUGCCACUUCCGGUCCGGGGGUUCCGGCCCCGCCCCGUUUCCGGCUCCCGAGUGUCGCUUCAGGCCCCCAGGGGGGAACUUCCGGUCCCAUAACGCCACUUCCGGUCGCCUGUGCCGUGGAGACUGCGUCCCGGGUGUCAAUCAACCCCUCGGGGGCGGAGCUUCCAUCGCAGCCAUGCCACUUCCGGUCCGGGAGUCCCGGCCCCGCCCCGUUUCCGGCUGCCUGGAGCCCGCUCGUGUCCGCGAAUGCCAAUCACGCCUCGGGGGCGGGACUUCCGGUGACAGGAAACGUAAUAAAACAGUGUUGGACUCUC
Molecule: messenger RNA, 1489 nt
Organism: Onychomys torridus (southern grasshopper mouse)
Lineage: Eukaryota; Metazoa; Chordata; Mammalia; Rodentia; Cricetidae
Gene: Cd99
Product: CD99 molecule (Xg blood group)
Exons: 4
Coding region: 24-422 (132 amino acids)
Biological process (GO): T cell extravasation; homotypic cell-cell adhesion; positive regulation of neutrophil extravasation
Source: RefSeq, a predicted model, not a curated record